Messenger RNA from Nannospalax galili (Upper Galilee mountains blind mole rat), 2187 nucleotides. RefSeq names its product zinc finger protein 14. Gene Ontology annotation, biological process: regulation of DNA-templated transcription. The transcript is spliced from 4 exons. The record is from RefSeq and is a predicted model, not a curated record. NCBI's taxonomy places the organism in Eukaryota, Metazoa, Chordata, Mammalia, Rodentia, Spalacidae. The coding region runs from base 89 to 1756 and encodes 555 amino acids.
UGAGGAGCAUGGAUAAUGGGGGUGGGUGUCGCCCUUGCCGACAUAUUUGAGUUCCUUGUAGCGGGAGGCGUGUAACAACUCCUUCUAGAUGUCAGUUACUUCUGCAUUCCGCCGGCCCCUCAGGGCGGACACCUGGGUGCUUCAGAAACAGGAAAUGGAGCCAGUGACCUUUGAGGAUGUGGCUGUGAACUUCACCUUAGGAGAGUGGACCAUGUUGGAUUCUAGUCAAAAGAAGCUCUACAGAGAUGUGAUGAAGGAAACCUUUAUGAACCUGAUUGCUAUAGGGAAAACAGAAGAAGACAAUAUUGAAGAGGAUUACCAGAAUCUCAAAGGAAAUCUGAGAACUUUGGUGGUUGAGAGACUCUGUGAAUAUGAUCAUGGUAGUCACUAUGGGAAAAUCCAGCACCAAAUUCCAGAACAUACUGUGAAUGAACAAAUGCCUCCUGCAGUAACAGUGUAUGAAAGCAGUGAAUAUGAAAGAGACAUCACUGCCCAUUUACCUGCAGAUGUGCACUUCAGUGGUCGAAGUGGACAGAAACCAUAUCAGUACCAGGAAUGUAUGGAGAAGACUUUCGAACAUAAGACAUGUUGGAACGAUUUCACUUAUUCUGACUUCUUUCAGAUGCAUGAAAGGCCUCCUACUAAACAGAAACCCUGUGAAAAUAAACAAUCUAAUGAAGCCUGUAGGAGUCUCACUUCUGAUCAUGAUUAUGAGAAAACUUACAGUGAAGAGAAAUCUUAUGUAUGCAAACAAUGUGGAAAAGCAUGCAUUAAUUCCUAUAACCUCCUCUGGCAUGAACGAAGUCACACUCGAGAGAAAUGUUACAUAUGUAAGCAAUGUGGAAAAUCAUUCAGGCGUUCCUCACAGCUUCACAAACAUGAAAGAAUUCACACUGGAGAGAAACCUUAUGUAUGUAAGUAUUGUGGAAAAGCAUUCAUUGAUCCCAGAACCUGUUACAAUCAUGAAAGAACUCACACUGGCGUGAAACCUUAUAUUUGUGAGCAAUGUGGGAAAGCAUUUCUUCGUGCUUGUCAACUUCUCAUUCAUGGAAGAAUUCACAGUGGAGAGAGACCUUACGUAUGUAAACAUUGUGGAAAAGCCUUUACUUAUUCCAGUGCCUGUUACAAUCAUGAAAGAAUUCACACUGGGGAGAAACUAUAUGUUUGUAAACAGUGUGGGAAAGCAUUUACAUGUUCCACAUACCUUCACAAACAUGAAAGAAUUCACACUGGAGAGAAACCUUAUGCAUGUAAACAUUGUGGAAAAACCUUCACUCAUGCCAGUGCAUGUCACAAACAUGAAAGAAUUCACACAGGAGAGAAACCAUAUAUGUGUGUGCAGUGUGGGAAAGCAUUCACUUUUUCCAGAUCCCUUCACAUACAUGAAAGAACUCACACUGCAGAGAAACCCUAUGUAUGUAAGCAAUGUGGAAAAUCCUUUACCCAGGGUACUUCUUUGCGACGACAUGAACGAAUUCACACUGGAGAGAAACCUUAUGCAUGUAAGCAGUGUGGGAAAACCUUCAUCCAACGUGAUGAUUGUUACAGUCAUGAACGAACUCACACUGGAGAGAAACCAUAUAUGUGUGUACAAUGUGGGAAAACAUUCACUUUUUCCAAAUCCCUUCACAUACAUGAAAAAAAUCAUACUGGGGAAAAACCUUAUAUCUGUAAGCAAUGUGGGAAAGCAUUUACCUGUUCGACAUACCUACACAAACAUGAAAGAACUCACAGUGAAAAGAAACUCAGUGGAUAGAACUUAUGCCAGCGUGUAUCAUGUAGGACUAUCCAAAGUCAAAUUUUAUUGCAAGAGAUGAAAGAAGAGAGAAGACCAGCAGAGGUGUAAUUUUGGCCCACACAUGUAAGUGUCUAAAGGAUGAAGACCUGUCACAGCAAGCAUGCUAGUGUAUGCCUUUCAUUCUUGCAUCAAGGAGUUAGAGACUAUACAUUUAUAAUAUUGAAUGCAGCCUACACUAUAUAGUGGGUUUGAGCACAGUUUGGGAGGUUUAAGAACUAUUUCCAACUAAAUGAAAUUCUAGUUGUAAAUAAUGUAAGUUGUAUGUUAAGUAAGAUAACAUUUAUGGGAUUUUCUCAUGAAGUAAAAUCCAGUGAAAGUAAGAAAUGUGAAGAUCUUGAAGCAAAUUAAUUUGUGUUGAGUAUUCCUGAAAAUAAACAACCUGAAAGAUA